This is a messenger RNA of Centruroides sculpturatus (bark scorpion), 1160 nucleotides long. RefSeq lists its product as uncharacterized. The transcript is spliced from 4 exons. The record is from RefSeq and is a predicted model, not a curated record. The coding region runs from base 354 to 1160 and encodes 268 amino acids. NCBI's taxonomy places the organism in Eukaryota, Metazoa, Arthropoda, Arachnida, Scorpiones, Buthidae.
AUUGGGCUUAUUUUCGGAGAUAAUUUUGCCGAACGGUGCGAUUAUCAUAGAUUAACACUCAGACAAACCAAAAUUAUGUCUGUGUAUGCAAAAAUAAUAGAAGCACUUCUCUUCAGUCAUACGGCAAUGCUAUGUAUUCAUACAAUUCCUUUCGAUGGCGAAAUCAUGGCAUGUAGUCCGAUUGAAGAUUUUGGUGGACCAGACAACGCACCAUUCAUGAAAGGAAUAUUUGCCUGCUUUUCCUUCAGCAUGGCAUUACUGGCACAAAAUGGAAGAAGGAUAAACUUGUGUACGAUCUCCGAAAUUCCGGUUAUCGCGGAGAAAAAGAAAAAAUCCGCAAGAAACAAAACACAAUGCGAAACUUCAUUUUAAUAAUGUAUUGCUUCGUUUUGGUUCCCUAUGUAAUUAUAUUAAGUUAUGCAAUUAGCAAUGUCGUGGAACGUAAAUCGAGUUACGGAAGAGCUCUCGUUUGCGCCGUUUAUAUUAAUGUCUGUUUCAUUUACGAAUUUGCUCUAUGCAUGUGGGCGAUGUCGGUUAUUCAUGUGGCGGCAUUUGCGAUCAUCGAAAGAUUUAACGUUCUGUCUCGUCGAUUGCAACGGCUUUUCUUUAAAUGUUCGAAGCGAGAUAUCCACAAUUUAAUUUGUAAGCAUGUCGAAUUGUGCGAUUUUAUCAAACAGGUCAACGAUAAGUGGAACGAAUAUAUGUUUAUUGUUUACGGUUCUUUGCUUACUUCGGUGUGCUUUUUCAUCUACAACACUGUAUUUCCUGAUAUGUCGCUACCCUUGUAUGUCAUAAUGUGCCUUACCACCAUUCUUGCUGUCACUAUUGCCAUUGUUGCUUCUUUUGUUACAUCUCGCUUUUGUAUAGCCGCUUAUGACUCGUUUCAAGAAAUAAGAAUUAUGAGUGCAUUACCUCUCUCUUUAACAGAAAAGCUUAUAAUUAUAUUUUAUUUCAUGAAGAGAUUUCGAGAGAACUCUAUUGGUUUCAAUAUUGGAGAUUGUUUCAUACUCUCUAAAGAAACUCCUGUUGAGGUGUAUAAUGCAUUGAAUACUAUUUUCAAGAUGAUGUUAGAAAUUCGUAAUAUAAUGAAGGGAAAAAGUUCACAUUGCAUCCCAAGAAAUGCAUCAUUACCAUUUUACAACACCGGUAGCAUCGAUUAG